Ophidiomyces ophidiicola is the source of this 1137-nucleotide messenger RNA. RefSeq lists its product as uncharacterized. The transcript has 3 exons. The coding region runs from base 1 to 1137 and encodes 378 amino acids. NCBI's taxonomy places the organism in Eukaryota, Fungi, Ascomycota, Eurotiomycetes, Onygenales, Onygenaceae. The record is from RefSeq and is a predicted model, not a curated record.
AUGGCUGACUACGAACGCGAAGAGCACAGAGUGUAUCGUUCCAAAAGAUCCAAGCCUUCCCAUAAUUUUUCAAGAUCACGCUCCCGUUCACCACGCAGAAACAGCCACCGGCAUGCCCGCCUACGAAGCCCCGAUGCCAGCAGUACGAUCCCGCCAUCGUUGCCGUUCGGCGCAAUACCACUAUCGAAGCGCGACAUAUCCCGUUAUCAGCCUAUGUUUGGGACCUAUCUGGAUAUUCAAAAGGGCCUCGAUAUUACAGAAUUAAGUGAGCGGGAGGUAAAAGGGAGAUGGAAGAGCUUCAUGAGAAAAUGCCAUGUACUGACGUACUUGAGGAACCGUGGAGAGCUCGCAGAAGGAUGGUAUGAUCCACAGACAUUUGAAAAAGCUCGAGAUAGCACAUUUGCUAGCGAGCGUCCCGAAGCUCGGAGCUCGCAGCAGCCAAGGUCCUAUGAUCUAUCUCCUUGGAGACGUCGCUCAGCGACGCCCAACACAGGACGGCCGAAAUCUCGCAUCGAUAUGGAAACCACCGACGUUCGAGAACGAGGCUUUGAGGUAACCGAGAGUUUGGAUAAUGAAGAUGAAGAAUCUUACGGCCCUCAGUUACCUAUCGACAAUUCGUCUCUCGUUCUAGACCGUCCCGAGCCGAUAGAAAGACCCGGCCCUAAGAUCCCUACGAUGCAGGAUUUACAACUUCAGCGAGAAACCGCGCUUUUGUCCGCGCAAGAAGCCCAAGAAGCCCAGAGGCUCUCUCAGAAACACUCCAUUUCAUCCCACAAAUCCGAACUACGUCAAUUCGAAGAGGAAAUCGCUCCUCGCGCCGAGCCAGGAACCCGCGAGCGCCGCCUUGAGAAGCGCCGCGAGGCCGCAGCUUCAAACCGCACCUUUGCGGAAUCUCGUCGAGGGGCAUCCCCUGGUGAAGCCCCCGAUGCGGAGAUGAUGGGCGAAGAGGGCGAUCUCGACUCUUUGAAACGCCAACGUGAGAAGGAGAUGCGGAAGAAGAACGAACGUGAGAUCCGGAAAGAAGAGGUGCUCCGCGCACGAGCGGCAGAGCGUGAAGAGCGAUUGAAGACUUAUCGGAAGAAAGAAGAGGAGACAAUGACCUAUCUUAGAGCUCUUGCUAAAGAGAAAUUUGGAUAA